Molecule: messenger RNA, 1473 nt
Organism: Schistosoma margrebowiei
Lineage: Eukaryota; Metazoa; Platyhelminthes; Trematoda; Strigeidida; Schistosomatidae
Source: the annotation of a GenBank genome assembly
AGCAAUUAUAUUUAUUGACAAGAAGAUUAAUCAAUGAUGCAAUAUCAUCAUCAUUAUUAUCCGAUUACUAUAGUUAUAAUUGUUUUACUACUUAAAUCAUUUAUAAGUAGUUCUCAAAUCCCAAUCGUGAUUUAUAAUCUUGCUGAUGAAACACCAACUGGUUCAUUAAUUGGUAAUAUAGCAGAAAAUUUAUCAUUCAAUUCUAUAAGGAACUAUACAUACUUAUUCAUUACAUCAAUUAAAUUUCAAUAUAUAAAUGAUUAUAUCAAAAUUACAUCCAAUGGUGAUAUCAUUACAUUACGUCAUAUAGAUCGUGAUAAUACAAAUGAUAUAUGUGGUCCAUUAAAUUGUUGUCCAUUACUCGUAUGUCAAAUUGAAGCGAAUAUCAUUUUGACUAAACAAUGGGAUAAUCAUUGGAAACAUGAUUUGAAUCAAAUGAAUCAUUCAUUCAUGGAAGAUCAUCGUAUUCCUGAUGAAGGUGAAGAAGAACAAUUGAGACGAAACUCGAUAAAAUUGAAUGAAUCUAAUGAACAACAAACGAUGAUACAUUUAUAUAUACGAAUUAACGAUGCAAAUGAUAAUCCACCACGUUUUUUUAUGUCAACGAAUAUGAUUCAAUAUGAUUCAUUAAAUAAAUCUCAACAAUUAUUGAAUAGACCAUUUAUUAUUUAUAUACGUGAAGGGGAUACAAAUGGAUUUGAAGGUUUACCUAUUGCUUCAGAUGCAGAUUCUGAAUUAAAUGGUAUAGUGAUGUAUCAACUCAUCGAAUAUACAAAUAAUGGAGAUCUUGUGAAAGAACCUCGAUUAAAUAUUACUAUGACAUAUGAUCAUAUUCAUUCAAUCAAUCCAAAAUUGAUACUUCUUCGAUCAUUAGAUUAUGAAAAUAUAGAUGAUCGUGAAAUCUAUGCUACAUUCUAUGCCAUUGAUGGAGGUGAUCCAUCAUUAACUGGUUCAUUAUCAAUUAUAGUUCGUUUAUUAGAUAUGAAUGAUAAUCCCCCUAUGAUUGAACAAUCUACAAUGACAGAACAAUAUAUCACAUUACCAGAGAAUACAACAUUAGAUAAUAGACCAUUCUAUAUAGUGAAUGCAACAGAUGCUGAUUCUGGUGAGAAUAGUCGUCUUAUCUAUUCGUUUAGUCCAUUAGCUAAUAGUCUGAUUCCAAUGAAAUUCCAUAUUGAUUCAACAAACGGAGCGAUUACAAUACGUGAACCAUUAGAUUAUGAAAUCUAUUCUGAACGUCAAUUCUUGUUGCCAAUUAUUGUCAAGGAUUCUGGUAGUCCACCAUUAUCCUGUACGACGUCGAUUUCUAUUCAAAUUAAGGAUAUAAACGAUAAUAUACCAACAUUAAUGAUACAAGAGAAUAUCACUAUACCAGAAGGACAUAUAUUUACAAAACCAAUUAUACGAUUUUAUAUUAAAGAUGAGGAUGAAGUAUCUCAUGGGAAAGUAAGUUAUUCUGAUCAUAGUGACUGA